Messenger RNA from Brettanomyces nanus, 1020 nucleotides. RefSeq names its product Fructose-1,6-bisphosphatase (gene FBP1). The transcript has a single exon. The record is from RefSeq and is a predicted model, not a curated record. Bases 1 to 1020 code for a protein of 339 amino acids. Gene Ontology annotation, biological process: fructose 1,6-bisphosphate metabolic process; fructose metabolic process; sucrose biosynthetic process. Gene Ontology annotation, cellular component: cytosol; cytoplasm. Gene Ontology annotation, molecular function: fructose 1,6-bisphosphate 1-phosphatase activity. NCBI's taxonomy places the organism in Eukaryota, Fungi, Ascomycota, Pichiomycetes, Pichiales, Pichiaceae.
AUGUCUUCAGUGAAAACCCCUAAAAUAGAGACGGAUAUCAUCACCCUUACACGGUUUAUUCUCGAGCAACAGCAGAAAGUUGCUCCUAAUGCUACCGGUGAGCUCACCCUUUUAUUAAACUCCCUUCAAUUUGCAUUCAAAUUCAUUGCCAAUGCCAUUAGAAAAUCCGAAUUGGUGCAUUUAUUGGGACUCUACGGCUCCACCAACUCGUCUGGUGAUGAUCAGAAGAAGUUGGAUGUUAUUGGAGACGAAAUCUUCAUCAAUGCUAUGAAGGCUUCCGGUAACGUCAAGGUUGUCGUUAGUGAAGAGCAAGAAGAUUUGAUUAUAUUUGAGCAUAGUCAGGGUAAUUAUGCCGUGUGCUGUGAUCCAAUUGACGGUUCUUCCAACUUGGAUGCCGGUGUGUCCGUUGGUACUAUCUUUGCCAUAUACAAACUUCUACCAGGCUCCACAGGUUCCAUUAAAGACGUUCUUAGAUCAGGAAAGGAACUAGUUGCCGCUGGUUACACUAUGUAUGGUGCUUCUUCUCAUAUGAUGUUAACCACUGGAUACGGUGUCAACGGAUUUACCUUGGACACCGAAUUGGGUGAAUUCAUUUUGACUCAUCCUGAUCUGAAGAUUCCAAACACUCGCCACAUCUAUGCAAUUAACGAGGGUUACUACAGUUAUUGGCCUGAACAAGUCCAGAAAUAUGUGAUGUCUUUAAAAAGAUCACAGCCUGAGGACGGAAAGGCCUACAAGCUCAGAUAUAUUGGAUCCAUGGUGGCUGAUAUCCACAGAACCCUUCUUUACGGCGGAGUGUUUGGCUACCCCGCAGAUUCUCAUGCCAAAUCCGGAAAAUUAAGAAUGCUUUACGAGUGUUUCCCGAUGGCCUGGUUGAUGGAACAGGCAGGCGGUUUGGCUGUUGAUGAUAAGGGUGACAGAAUCCUCGACAAGACUCCGAAAAGAAUCCAUGAAAGAUCUGGUAUCUGGUUGGGAAGUAAGGGCGAAAUCGAAAAGUUGUUAAAAUACAUUAAGGAAUAA